Messenger RNA from Dufourea novaeangliae, 766 nucleotides. It is a transcript of the gene Gas41, whose product is annotated as YEATS domain-containing protein 4. Gene Ontology annotation, biological process: regulation of DNA-templated transcription. Lineage: Eukaryota; Metazoa; Arthropoda; Insecta; Hymenoptera; Halictidae. The record is from RefSeq and is a predicted model, not a curated record. The coding region runs from base 57 to 752 and encodes 231 amino acids. The transcript is spliced from 4 exons.
UGACUUUUCAUGUUCUUUGAAUUUUAUUUGUGCAAUGCACGCGAUGAAAAACAUAAAUGACAAAAAUGAUGGCUACAACGAAUGAGUUUGGCCCUGACUCUGGCGGCAGAGUGAAGGGAGUUACGAUAGUGAAGCCCAUAGUUUACGGUAAUAUAGCCCGUUAUUUCGGGAAGAAAAGGGAAGAAGAUGGCCAUACUCAUCAAUGGACUGUUUAUGUUAAACCGUAUCACAACGAAGAUAUGUCGACAUACGUUAAGAAAGUUCAUUUUAAGUUACACGAAAGUUAUAAUAACCCGAAUCGUAUUAUGACAAAGCCACCGUAUGAACUCACCGAAACUGGUUGGGGAGAAUUUGAAAUUGUCAUAAAGAUAUACUUUCAUGAUCCUAAUGAACGUCCUGUAACUAUUUACCAUAUAUUGAAACUGUUCCAAACAACACCAGAAAUACAACUGGGCAAAAAAAGCUUAGUUUCUGAAUUUUAUGAAGAAAUCGUAUUCCAAGAUCCAACAGCACUGAUGCAGCAUUUAUUGAAUUCCAGCAGACCCAUAACACCUGGCGUUUGGCGCCAUAACACAGAUUUCGAAGCUAAGAAAGACUCUACAAUAAAAGCAAUAAUGGAGGCAAGAAACAAAAUAAGGCUAGAGGUCAUAGAUCUGAAGGAAAAGUUAACACUAGCAAAGGAGACAAUUGCUAAGUUUAAAGAAGAAAUUGCCAAGAUUUCAAAGGCUGGAGGGAGUUUGUCCAUUGUAUAAAUAGAAUACUAAAC